GACUGGGUGGAAGUCGGUGCUGGUAAUAGAAUAUAGGAAAGGCGGAAGGAAGAUGGCGGCGCUGGCUUCGGAGUUGCUGCUUUUGAGCGAUUCAAGCCGCUUCCGAGCAGACAACCUGCUGAGCAGCGAGGACUGGGAUGCAGGUCUUUACAGCUGCUUGGAUAAUGAUGGAAAUGUGGCAGCUGAACUUUUCCCUUGUCUUGAACACAGCAUUAUGGACAGUAAUGGUACCUGUUCUGCGUUCGGUGAUGGGUUUGAUCUGGAUAUGGAAACUAUGCCUCCAGACCCACCUUGGGAUCCUUUGCAAGAAUCUCUAUUCCCAGGGAAACCAGCAGCUCCCAAUAAAACAGAGAGCAUCCUUAGUCGGAAACCCCCCAUUCAACCAAAGCCUGUCGUGGUGACCACUGUCCCAGGACAGACAGCCGCCUCUUCCAGUAAGACCAUCUUGUUGCAGCCAGUACCUGUAACCCAAUCACAGACCGUCAACCCUGGAAUCUCAGUUCCAGCACAGAGUGUUGUGAUUUCCCAAUCUGAGCUGCUGCAUCUCCCAGUGUCCGGUUUGAUCAAGGUUCAGUCUCCGGUGAAGGAAGUUCUCUCACCUAAACCAGCCCCUUCAGUCCCCAAGCCAGAAACUAAAACGAUCAUCCCUGCACCAGCACAAAUAGGACCCUGCAACCAAGAGAUUGAUAUCAAGGUUCUGAAAAGGCAGCAGCGGAUGAUAAAAAACCGUGAAUCGGCUUGUCAGUCCCGCCGGAAAAAGAAGGAAUACCUCCAAGGAUUGGAAUCCCGGCUGCGAGAGGCCCUUGCGGAGAAUGAGAGGCUACGGCGGGAGAAUGCUAUUCUUCGGCGACGGCUAGACGGUGUCCUGGAUGAGAACACCGACCUGAAGUUUGGCUCCGGGAACCGAAAAGUGAUCUGUGUCAUGGUUGUGCUGCUCUUCAUAGCCUUCAAUUUUGGGCCUGUCAGCAUCACCGAGCACAAAGUUGCAGACGUGUCUCAGCCCAAGCAGGAACCGGAGUCUGGCCCAGGCCAGAGGCAUCUUCUAAGCAUUACGCAGGAAGCUCUUGAAAUGCCAGAAGAGGAGCAGGAAGAACAGCAAGAGGAGACCCUGGCAAGGCCAGGCAAGGCCCAAUUCCGGACCACCUGCUGCUGCCUGCCAUCAGCCACAACAAGACCUCUCGCCCUAAAAUGUCCCUGGUGAUGCCGGCCAUGGCUAUGAAUGGUAAAACAAAACAAAACUUCUCGGGAGAGGCUGGGCUGCUGCUGCCCUCCUUCCAAAAGGUGGCUGCAUGUCAGCAUCUCUUUUUUCCUUUUCUCCAGAGAGCCUCUACGGCUCCUCCCUGGGCUACGAAGUCAUGA
Messenger RNA from Thamnophis sirtalis, 1359 nucleotides. The record is from RefSeq and is a predicted model, not a curated record. Lineage: Eukaryota; Metazoa; Chordata; Lepidosauria; Squamata; Natricidae.